UAACUCUGUUGCUCUACUAUACUUACCAUCUUCUUCAAUUGGCAAAUUAGAUCAGUCAUGGCAGCUAAGCCCCACCUGCAAAGUGGUGAAGGCUCUUCCCAUUGGAAAUCUUCUACUGCUAAAAUUCCUCAACCAAAGUUCUUCAAGAUUAUAUUUUUCCAGCAUGAAUGCAGCCGUCUGAGGAUUCCGGAAGACUUUGCCAGCAAAUAUUGCAAGAACAUGCUAAACCCUGUGUAUCUUGAGGUUCCAAGUGGAGAAGUAUGGGAGGUUGAAGUUGUUCAUUCUCAAGGCCGAAUUUGUCUAGGCAUUGGAUGGCAAGAUUUCAGCGACUUCUAUUCAAUAAGCUGCGGCCACUUUUUGAUAUUUGGAUACAAUGCUCGUUCCCAUUUUAAUGUCACUAUAUUUGAUUUAAGUGCAUCAGAAAUUGAAUAUCCAUACAGUUCUGCCCAUGGUAUACACACUCCCAUUUCUUAUUCCCAUGAAACACGUCAUGCACAAGAAAGAGACCAGUCCGAGUCGGAUCAUUCUGUAGAGAUCCACGAGGUUAUUCCCAGAAGCCAGAAAGCGAACACGAUAACUCCUGAUAUGGUUGAGAAUUCUGUUGAGAACCUAGACCAUUGUCCAUUAGGACAGUCCAGCAAAAGACAAAGACAAGGAGAUGCAGAGGAUGUAGCUUCACCUUCUUUCAUAAGAAAAGGCCAAAAAAGCAGUGAAGGCUGCUGUACGCACAUGCAGCAAUCCAAGAUUGUUUAUGAUGAGAACAAGACAGUAAUGGACAAAGAAAGGGCUAUAGCCUAUCGAAGAGCAAAAGGUUUUAAAUCUAAGAACCCGUUCAUUAUAUCUUUUAUGCAACCAUCAUAUGUCUUCUCUCCAUUCAAUCUGUCCAUGCCAUUGAAAUUUGCUAGGAAGUAUUUCCUUGAGAACUACGGAAAUUUAGUGCUUCAUGUUCCAGGAAGGGGAUCUUGGUCUGUCAAAUGCACUUUCGGAACAACAAAUGCUAAAAUCUUCUGGAAGGCAUUCGUGAUGGACAAUAAGUUGAAACCUGGUGAUGUUUGCGUCUUUGAAGUGAUUAAGGGCACUAAGCUCUUGAUGGAUAUAACCAUAUUUCCAGCAGCUGGAGAAGUGCCAGGGGUUUCAGAUAGUUCUGUUCCACUUUCUCAAUCCAGAAUAGCUCAGACCAAGAAUUUAAAGCAGCGGAGAGGAGGUGCAUGUGGUUUCAAUUCAAAAGUUAAAGCAGAAGAACAUGGUGAAGGCACUGGGAAUGAGCACUCUUUUGAGAUUUUGGGCCAUUGUCCGUUAGUACAGUACAGGAAAAGAAAAAGACUAGAAAGGGAUGCAGAGGAUGAUGUUCCAAUUGAUAUUCACACCAAAAAUAUCAAGGUGGAAACAUCACAUAAGGAUGUAACUUUGCCUUCUUUCAGAAAGAUCAAAAAAAGCGGAGAAAGUUGCAGGAUGCACAAGCAACAAACCAUGAUUGUUUGUGGUAAGAACAAGGCAGGAAUGAACAAAGAGAGGGCUAUGGCAUAUCAAAGAGCAAAAGCUUUUAAAUCUAAGAAUCCAUUCAUUAUAUCUUUUAUCCAACCAUCAUAUGUUUCAAAACCAUAUAAUCUGAACAUAUCAGCCACAUUUGCAAAGAAGUACUUCCGGGAUGAAUAUAGCAAUUUUGUACUUCGUGUUCCAGGCAGGGGAUCUUGGUCUGUCGAAUGCUUCCUGGGAACAUCAAAAGCACAAAUUCGUUCUGGUUGGAAGGCAUUCGUGCAGGACAAUAAGUUAAAAUAUGGUGAUGUUUGUGUCUUUGAAGUGAUUAAGGUCACUAAGCUCUUGAUGGAUGUCACCAUAUUUCCAGCAGCUGGAAGCACACCAAUACUUAAGAUAGCUGGAGAAGUGCCAGGGGUUUCUGAUAGUAAAAGAAAGAUUAUCAAUACUGAUAUUUAUGUUCCAUGCUCUCCUCCAAAAGUAGUUCACACCAAUAGAUUAAAGCAGAGGAGAGGAGAAGAACAUGAUGAAGGCACUGGGAUUGAGAGUUCUGCUGAGAUUCUAGGUCAUUGUCCGUUAGGACAUGACCGCAAAAUAAAAAGACUAGAAGAGGAGACAGAGGAUGAUGUUUCAAUUGACAUUCACACCAAAAGUAUCAAGGUGGCAAACACGCAAGAGGAUGUAGCUUCACCUUCUUUUACAAGAAAAACCAAAAAAAGUGGAGAAAGUUGCCAGAUGGACAAGCAACAGUCCAAGAUGGUUUACGAUAAGAACACAACAGUAUUGGACAAAGAGAGGACUGUAGCAUACCAAAGAGCAAAAGCUUUUAAAUCUGAGAAUCCAUAUGUUAUGUAUUUUAUGCAACCAUCGUAUGUCUUGACACCAUAUAGACUGGACAUAUCAUUCUUAUUUGCUAGGAAAUAUGUCUGGGAGAAAUGUGGCUUUUUAGUGCUUCGUGUUCCUGGCAGGGGAUCUUGGUCUGUCAAAUACAUCCUGGGAAAAUCAAAAACAAAGAUUUGUUUCUAUUGGAAGGCAUUCGUGCUGGACAAUAAGUUAAAAUUUGGUGAUGUUUGUGUAUUUGAAUUGAUUAAGGGCACUAAGCCCAUUUUAGAUGUCACUAUAUUUCGUACAGCUGAGAGCAAACCAAUACAUAAGAUAGAUGGAAAAUUGCCAGGGCUUUUCUGAUUGUAAAAACAAAGCUAUGAAAACUGAGAAUUCAGUUCCAUGUUCUCAAUCCAAAAUAGUUCAUAGCAGGAAACUGAAUCUUGAAAAGCAGCAGAAAGGAAAUCCAGAUGGUUUCACUUCAAAAACGAAAGAAGAACUCAGUGAAGAUGCUGGGAAGCAUGUGCAACAAUCUAAGUCUUCUUGUAAGGGCGGUGCAGUGGCCAAAGAAAUGGUCUUAGCAUAUCAAAGAGCAAAAGCUUUUACAUCUGAAAAUCCAUUCUUCAUAUGUUUCAUGCAACCAUCAUAUGCGUCUUCUGCCAGCGGACCGAUGCAAUUGGUAAGAUGGCUAUUCUUGAAUAUCUGGUGAAGUUGAAUAUCUUAGUGACAUAAAGCAAAUCCCUGAUUAUAAGGAUUGUCACUGUUAAUUAAUGAUGAAUCUUUCGUUUUGUAUAAUAAUGCAUCCUUCAAAUUGAUAGUCCAUAACGCUGCUGAUAGCUAGGAAAUUUUUUGCCACUAAACAUAGUGAUGUGAUACUUUAAAAUUCAAGCAAGAGAUCAUGGGCAGUAAAAUGCAGUCUUGGAACAGUAAACUCUAAGUUGACCUCGGGUUGGAAGGAGUUUGUGCUGGACAAUAACCUAAAAGUAGGUGAUGUUUGUGUGUUUGAAAGGGUUAGUAGAUCCAAACUUUUGUUCAAUGUCAUUAUAUUUACUUCAGCUGAAGGUAUGUAAGAUGGUUUCACUUGUUUAGUUCUUUAAACUCCUAUGUAUAUUGUUUAACUAAUCUAUUUUAGUUACUUCUUUUUGAAAGGGGUGGAAAACAAUGUAUAUUAUUCUCCCUAAGCACAACCUUUUGGUGUAUUAGAUUUUGUAAACUUAACUUUUUGUAAAAAGUUAAGCUUGCUCGACUCCAUGUUGUAUAGAAUGCAGCUC
Messenger RNA from Nicotiana tabacum (common tobacco), 3569 nucleotides. Its product is annotated as B3 domain-containing protein LOC_Os12g40080-like. Gene Ontology annotation, molecular function: DNA binding. The record is from RefSeq and is a predicted model, not a curated record. NCBI's taxonomy places the organism in Eukaryota, Viridiplantae, Streptophyta, Magnoliopsida, Solanales, Solanaceae.